CGCAGCCAUAGCAGCAGGAGUAGCGGCGCUGUAAACAAAGGCCAAGCGGUGCUUCGUAGGCUUCUCAGUAGUCUUCUGGUUAUGAGCAAGUUAAUCCUUAAAUAAUGAAAACGACAGUGUUGGCCGAGGGAGUGGAGAGAAAAAACAUUUGAAAAUAUCGUCGGGCCGGCCGCAGCAGGACGGAGCCGGACAGUCUUCUCCGGAGGGCCAUGUUUAGUCUGAUGGCUAAUUGCUGCAACUGGGUGAAGCGGUGGCGGGAGCCUGCCAGAAAAAUCACAUUGGUGAUGGUCGGACUUGACAAUGCUGGCAAGACUGCAGCAGUGAGAGGCAUUCAAGGAGAAAAUCCAGAAGAUGUUGCUCCAACUGUGGGAUUUUCAAAAAUUGAACUGAAGCAGGGGAAGUUUGAAGUGACUAUAUUUGACCUGGGGGGAGGCAAACGAAUCCGAGGGAUUUGGAAAAAUUAUUACUCCGAGUCUUUUGGAGUGGUGUUUGUAGUGGACUCCAGUGACGUAGAAAGAAUUGAAGAGACUAAAGAGACAAUGGCGGAAGUUCUAAGGCAUCCAAGAAUUUCUGGAAAGCCUGUCUUGGUGCUGGCGAACAAGCAGGACAGAGAUGGAGCAUUAGGGGAAGCGGACAUCAUUGAGUACUUGUCUCUGGAAAAGCUUGUUAAUGAGAACAAGUGUUUGUGUCAGAUUGAGCCUUGCUCUGCAGUUCUUGGGUAUGGAAAGAAGCUGGACAAGUCCAUUAAAAAAGGCCUUGGAUGGUUACUAAGCAGUAUUGCCAAAGACUAUGAGGCCUUGUGUGAGCGUGUACAGAAGGAUACUGCUGAGCAGAAGGCUCAGGAAGAGCGAGACAAAAGAGAAAGAGCUGAGAGGGUCAAAAGAGUGAGAGAAGAAAGGGAACAGAGGGAACGAGCAGAAGCCGAACGAGAGGGACGUCCCAUACAGGAAGAUGACCAUGAUUCCAGUACUAUAAUGGUUAAUCCCUUUCAACCCAUCGGUCAUGUCAUUCAAGAGAAUGAACAAAAACUGGGAAAAGACAACCCUAAGAGGAAAUCUGAGACUGAAGUUGAAGACAAAAGUGCAAACCCUGCAGCAUCAACCCAGAAUGUUAGAAAAAUGGAGGCCACAAAUCAUCCUCUCGAGGAACAGAGUCCACGAGGAAGCAACAGUAGCAUGGUUCAGACAUAUGCAACAGCACUAAAGCAGCAGCUUGAGCAGGAAGACGAGGGUGAAGAGGGGGAUGAAGAGGAGUGUAGCGAACGACAGACUCCAGACAGUGCGGGCUCAGAGCAAACAAAAAAGAAGACUAAGAAGUUGUGUCUGAAGAGGAAGCACAGGAUAGAGCCAGUCAGCACAGAUGAGGCUGUUCCUGAAAGCCCAGCCCCGCCAGCACCCCCUGUUGGCUGGGCCACCCCAAAAGUAACUAGACUUCCUAAACUUGAACCACUUGGGGACACAAGACACUCUGAUUUUUAUGGAAAGCCUCUUCCUCCAGUUUCCAUCAGGCAAAGACCAAACAGUGAUGCACAUGAUGUAAUCUCAUAAGCAGUGCUUCAAUAGCUGGCUACAAAGCCAGUGAGAUAAGAGCCAUGCCACUGCCUCAGCUGAAACAGGCAUGAGUGAAGAUGUACUCUUCAGGAUCAGUGCUUGUUCUGCUGUGAAGGGCGGCCAAGCAGUCAAGGCACAAGCACUUGCACAUGACACUCUCAAGUCAGGGAUUAGUUGGGACUGGCAAACAGUCACUUUCUGGCUUUGCUGGCACACUUGGUAGGGCUGAUGUGAUCAUUUCAUAAUAAGUGGGCAUGCCAGCCAUCAUUCUUUCUGCUUAGUUGCUUAUGCAGGUGGUACAGCACAGACCUUAGCUUAGUUAUCUUAGUAUUUAAGUGAUUGCUGUACUCUAUAGUGGCCUAUCCAGAUGCCCUUUGUGUACAUUCUGUGCUGAACCUCAGGCAUCCAUGCAACUGUGGAGGUGUCUUUCUAAAAGAAUACAUGAGGCUGGCAAGAAGCAAGAGUUUCCGAGUUUAUUUAGUGACCCAUGUGCCAAAAAUUGCUUCAUGACAAUGUGCAGUCAGAAUGUGUAUAGAAAACAAAAUCAUGCUCUUAGGGUUCGGUAAAAUAUAUAUUUUUCAUAAAAACAUUUUCAUUUCUAAGCUUAUUUUAUCAUAACAAAACUACUGCUUCUUUCUCAGGUGGUAUUCAUGUGUGACAUUUCAUUGUGGGGCCAAAAAGGGCACAAUUGCCAAUGUCUAGUCUUGAACUUAAGGAGCUGCUAGAUGGGAUUCAUGAGGCAGGACAUUGGGUGGACUGAAAUGGCAAAUAAGCAAAAGCAGUUAAUGUUUUUUUGUGUGGCACCUUUUAUGGUAAAAAACUGACGAAAUUAUUUAACAAAUAAUACAGCCAUUUCAGAGUAGUGGAUGCUGUGCCAGAGCAUUUAUUUUGCCUGCUUGUGAUGACCGCUAAGUGAUUCUGUUGGAGUACAGAGAGAUAUCCUUAGAAUAAAGAGUGCAGUUUGAUUAAGGCCUCAUGGACAGUCUUGAGUUAGAGGAAGACACCUAGUGGUGUAACAGUCAGUUACUGUAGAGAGGUGGAAUAUACAUGGUCUUGAAGGAUAGGUUUGGUAUUUUUCAGGUCAAAGUUAUUUCUUCACAAUCAUGGUAUAUAUUAAUUUGACACACAAAACUAUUCUAAUGUAAGCAUUUUUUAUAAAAUUUUUAAAAUAUUUUUUUUGUUCUUGCAACUUACAAUAGAACUAUAUGGAACCACCUGUCUAUACGUGAAAGAACAGCCUCAAAACCUACCAAAUACAUCCAUUUUUGAGCCAAAAAUGUCAAGUAUUGAUCCAUGUCUUGAGAUUAAACACAUAUUGCCAAACAGCAUAUUCAUGUCAUUUUAAGAAGGAAAAAUGCAAACAAUUGUUGUGAGAUUCAGCGAUUUUAAAAGGAGACUGUGAGACUCCCGUCUUUGCCAAAAACAAACAAUUACACAUUCACCUAUAUUCUUUCAUUAUAAUAAAGAUAGUAUCUUCUCCAAUUAGAUUGAUAAAGCAUGCAUGUACUUCAAUGAGAGAGAAUAUUGAGAUUGCCUAACAGGCAAGUGAGGCAGAUGACCAGUGCUUGAGUGGGAGAAAGCCGCUAUAGGGUAUUGGUGUGUACUGCACCAUUUCAAGCCCUGCAUAAAUUAAUUCAUUCAUUCAUCUUCCUAACCAGCUUCACGAGGGCAGAGUCACAGUCUAGAUGGAUCUUAUCCCAGCAGGUAUUGGACACAAGGCAGGAACAAACUGCCAGAAAGAGUGCAUGUCUUUCGCAGAGGAAGCACACACACACUUUAAGGCCUAUUCACUAAAGUAGUCGCGUCAAAGUUUAGUAGGUUCAGUACAAAUGUUUUAACAUGGGCAGAGUGGGUUGUUAUUCCUGCCUCACAAUGCCAGGUUCAACAUGGAGUCAGCAUGCAUUUACAGAUUGAUUGACAUCAGGAUCAAUUAAUUUACUCACUUAAAACAUUGUACUUAGUUCUUUUAUUAGUGUAUCGUCAGUAUGCCUGACUUAUCUUGCAUUAAAUAACAAUAAUGGGCUUAUGCCACUUCAAUCUGCUCUUGUUUCUGAGGAAUUUUUUUUGUUGUUUUUGGAUUGUUUGUUCCCAAGACAUGAAAAGGCAAAAGUGUCCUGUCACUUAAAAAAAAAAAAA
Molecule: messenger RNA, 3686 nt
Organism: Polypterus senegalus (gray bichir)
Lineage: Eukaryota; Metazoa; Chordata; Cladistia; Polypteriformes; Polypteridae
Gene: arl13b
Product: ADP-ribosylation factor-like 13b
Exons: 10
Coding region: 210-1547 (445 amino acids)
Biological process (GO): non-motile cilium assembly; receptor localization to non-motile cilium
Cellular component (GO): non-motile cilium; motile cilium; ciliary membrane
Molecular function (GO): GTP binding; GTPase activity
Source: RefSeq, a predicted model, not a curated record